Trachymyrmex cornetzi is the source of this 1459-nucleotide messenger RNA. RefSeq names its product zinc finger protein 771-like. The transcript is spliced from 2 exons. The coding region runs from base 25 to 486 and encodes 153 amino acids. The record is from RefSeq and is a predicted model, not a curated record. NCBI's taxonomy places the organism in Eukaryota, Metazoa, Arthropoda, Insecta, Hymenoptera, Formicidae.
ACUAAAAAAGAAAGAUGUUCGCGAAUGGCUGGUAUCACGCGUGUUGAGAAAUUGCUCUACAUCACAGAGACUUUGCCAAGCGACGACCAAAGUUUUUACGCGACGACCCCGCAGCUGGAUCUGAACUUCGUGUUGCAAUCCUGCAAGGGCUUCGAGACCGAUAGCAGCAAUAGGGAUUUUGGCCCGGACUGCUCGUCCAUGUCGAGGACGAAUUACUUCUCUCAUGGUCGCGUGAGAAAUACCUAUCAUUCGAAGGUCACGUUCAGCGACACCAAACCUUUCGGUUGUCCCAAGUGCGGCCGCUGCUUCACUGUCAAGGGCAAUAUGACCAGGCAUUACAAGUACGAGUGCGGUCAGGCGCCGCGCUUCCAGUGCCCCUAUUGCGAGUUCCGCAGCAAGCAGACGUCCAACGUGAUGUCUCACAUUAGGACCAGGCAUCCCGGUCAGAAGGUCUACGUAGUGCACCUCAAAUACGAGGACAAAUAAAGGAAAAGGACGACCGUAGACAUUGCAAUCUCGUGUGACGACAGUGACAGUUUCUCGAUUUGAAACGAGCAGGGAACCGCACUCGUGUGAAGAGAACGAAUCGUAUGGGAAAUUUGAAAAAUUUUUACCGAACAACAACACAGGUCUUAUAUGAUCAUUACAUUUCUCGCGCAAUAUCGUUCAAGCGUCUAGUACGAUCGUGUGUCCAAUCCGAUGUAUCGACAUUCGUUGAAAUAGACCGGACAUGUAAAUUAUUUAUUGCUCAGAUUCUACGCGACAAGAUGUCUCAUGAACGUCCUUAGCUAUUAAGAGUUUGACGAGCGCGGUGCGGUUCCUACGUCAUUGAUCGGAUGAUAUUUAAUCUGGAUAUCACGUAAAUACCAAUUACAAUACCUAAUGCAAUAAUCAAGGGCAAGAGCGCGGAUGUUGGUUAACAAUUGCUUAGUCGUAUGAGAUACGACUUCGUCGUGGGGGUCUGCUGUUGAUGAAGCGCGAAACGGUGGCGAACCGUGUAAAAUUUGUAGCGGCUGAAAUAGUGGGAUUCAGUAUUAUCGUCAGAUAUUCUCUCCGUCUUUACACAUUACGAAAUAUUUCCAUGCUUAGCAGUUAAUGAACCGGCGCGCGGAACUUCUCAAUGUGCUACGUGAAAUUAUGACGUUUCCGAAACGCUAUCAGUCCAGCCUCGGCGAUGUGAGUCAUGUGAGGCUUUCGAAGUACGCGAGAAAAAGGUCUUCAGCGCAAAAGCACAUUCCGAGUUUCGGUAUUCGCGCGCUAUCCAAUAAGCAAUCUUUCGAUUAUUAGGGGCUUUAAAAGAGUCGUAUGUUUUUUAAAAUGUAGAUGUAUACCUAUAAAGAUUCAGGUUGUGAGGUUGAUGAUGGGACACGAGGAAACAUUUGCAGCAUGUGCGUCUAAAUGUACUAGGUAUGAUCAGACUAGGUAUGAGCGCCGAGUCGCGACUGGUUCGUAUUAUUAG